Ctenocephalides felis (cat flea) is the source of this 2857-nucleotide messenger RNA. RefSeq names its product little elongation complex subunit 2-like. Gene Ontology annotation, biological process: positive regulation of transcription by RNA polymerase III; snRNA transcription by RNA polymerase III; snRNA transcription by RNA polymerase II. NCBI's taxonomy places the organism in Eukaryota, Metazoa, Arthropoda, Insecta, Siphonaptera, Pulicidae. The transcript is spliced from 12 exons. Bases 140 to 2857 code for a protein of 905 amino acids. The record is from RefSeq and is a predicted model, not a curated record. Gene Ontology annotation, cellular component: transcription elongation factor complex.
GAUUCAUAACAUAGUGAAUACAAAAAUGAUAUAAUGUAAUAAAAUUAAUUACACAAUAAUCAGAGUGAAUCAGAGCGUUUAAAAUAAAAAUAUAUAUUUGAAUUAAAUCACGAAAAAUAAUAAAUAGUAUUUGUAAAUAAUGGAUGAAGCAGAAAAAGAUUUGAAAAAGAAGAAAAAAAAGAAAAUUAUGAAGAGAGAAAUGAAAAAGAAAAAUAAAACCACAGAUCCCAGGGAUAUUUUCUCAGACUUUUCUUUUGUUCAAAUACCUUACGGCCUGCAUUUCAAUAACAUCAAAAUAACAGAUGAAGUAUUGCAAACCUCUGCACAUUACAAACUCUCAUAUGAUGAAUUUCUACCUCCUGAAUGUUUCCUUAAUCAAUCAGAGUGCGAUUCAUCUGAUUUGGAUUUAUUAAGAAGCAAAUUUUUAGAAAAUAAUAGCUAUACUUAUACAUAUAAACAAAAAUAUAGAAAAUUUGCACUUGUGCGUGUUCAACAAUCAUUAUUGGAAAAAGCAGAACAUGAGCAAUGUUUGAGAGGACUCGAAAUCAUUACAUCUGGCUGUAAACCAACUUUGGAGGAAGAAACAGAUGUUUCAGUAUUUAUGAACUCAGAGAAGAAACGAUUUUCUGAGUAUUCAAAAUUUUCACAAUAUGUUGAAAAUAUAUGGAACAGGAAAAACAAAGAAAGAUUGAUUUAUAUUCAGCCUGAUUUGAAGAAUUUUAUUAAACUUUAUUGGAGAUGGCAACAAAAUCGUGUUUCUAAUUAUCCCAAAAAUUAUAAGGUCAUGACUAUGCUUCCCCUAGAAAAUAAUUUAAAAAGUCAACAGAAAACUUGUAUUGAUAUUUUUCCAGAAAAUAUAGUCCAUCAAUAUGGAAAGUCGAUGCUUUUAGAUAUUAAUGAAUUUAAUUCUUGUUCUAAAUGUAUAAAUGAUUGCAACACCUUGGAAUCAAAAGCAAUAAAAAGUAGAAAUGACAAGACAAAAGUAUCAGUGAGUGAAGAUGAAGUCUGUAUCGAUAUGGCAAUAAAAUACAAUGCUAAUAUUGUGAUAUCAUCAAGUGGUUUAAAAUGUUUAUUAGAUAAUCAUCCACCAAAAUAUUGCAGGGAAUGGAUCAUACCAAUAGUUAUUAAGGAGUUCGAUGUUGAUUACAAGAAACAAAAAGUGGUCUUUGUGGAAAAGCCUUUACCUUCACUCAGGUAUUCAAUUCAUCAACAAAAUCAAUGGGCUAAUAAAAUAUCAUUAAAAACUAGUACUAUAUUUGGUUUUGAAAAAUUGCAAAGAAGAGCUGCCUAUGAAAGGAAAGUGAAAACUGAAUUAAUAAAAAUUCAAGAUACUCAUGAAGAUCACUCAGAAAAAGAUCAAGAUAAUAUAAAAAAAGAGCCACAGGAACAUGCAAAAGAUGUUGACAAUAGCAGUAAAAGUUUAAAUGUUGAUGUCACAUAUUGCCCUAAAAGUCCAUGCAAUAUUACUGACGAUGUAGGGGUUUGCACUGAAAAUACAGAAAAUGGCAUUAUGAAUAAAAAAAUAAUUACUGUUGAAAAUCAAGAGUGCAUCAAUAAUAAAGAAAUUGACCUAAACAUUGUCAAAAGUGAAGAUAAUAAAUGUAAUGAUCAUGAAAUCAAGUUAAGGACACCUAAUAACAAUAUUUCUUCACUUAAAAAUCAAGAUGGUAGUGAUGAUAACAGUGAUUCAGAUUCUGAUGAUCUAUUAAUUGAUGAAGCUUAUGAUAGUACUGAUACUGAAGCAUGUAAUACAUUUUCUAAUAAAAGAGUUACCAGGAGCAUGACAAAAUCCAGAAGUGCAAAUGCAUCAUCAGAAUCUUUAUCAAUAGAUUCCCCAGGAAACACAAGUUACACAUCUAUAAGUAGUAGACGUUCUAGAUCCCCAUCAACUCGUUAUAAGAAUAAAGAAAAUAAUGUCAGUGAAUCUGAAAGUUGUAAUAAGUCAAGUAUAAAAAGUGCAGCAUUGGAAAUGAAAAAUAUGCAAGAAUAUUGUAAUGAUUUACCAGGAAACUUAAUAAAAAAUGAGACUAUUAGUAUUAGCAGUAACAACUUUGCAGAUACUGAAAAUGUAGAAAACAAAAAACGUAGACUUUCUACAGGAGAAGAUGUUGAAUAUAAAGAGAUAUCUGAUCCUCUUACAACUUACAGAAUGUGGAAGUUAAUUGAGAAGUCUGAUGCUGAAACAUCUUUGUUACAAAAAAAUAGUAGUAAAGAAUUAAAGCUUCUAAUACGAACUAAAUCACACGGUAAAGUGAAAAUUGGUGAAGUUGAAAAAGAAGUAAUAUUGAUGCCAAAGUUGGAAUAUCAAACAGAAUUUGGAGCUGAAUGCUGUAGUCUUAGUGAGAGCAUCAGACAGUGGUGUUCUUUGUUUUUCCAACCUGAUACAACUUUACUUAGAGUUCGAAUGUAUCAUGAUUCUUCCCGGAUUUCAAUGCAUGAAAUGCUUGAUUUAAAUGGAGUAACAAAUGAAGUCUUACGAUUACACAAACAUAAUCCAAAAAAAAAUCUAAAUCGUCUUUUUCGGCUCUUAAAUAUCAUGCACUCUUCUUUGUUACCUGGCUCCUAUAUUUUGAAGCACGAUGUGAAGAUGGCAGAAGCUGCAAAAUUAUACAUGGCAGAUAAUAGUUGUGACUCCAGCAAUACGCAGCUGGAUUUACGUCAAUUAUAUGAAAAUGUUACCUUGGAUAAAGUUUCUCUGGAGGAAUCCAUGUGGAAUCCAAUUGAUCCAUUUAUCAUUACUCCGGAACACAAGAGACUAGGUAUUUUACCAAGCAUGUUUGCUUAUAAAGAAGAAAAUUUAGCAAAAUCAAAAGGAAAAAAAAAGAAAAAAAAGAAAAGUUUUUUGAUUUUGAAGUAA